AUACACGUCAUUGUCAUUUAUAAACAUAUUUUUACAUUAACCCCACAAAUUCAUCUGCCCCAGUUUUAAACAUGGAUUCCUUAAUGAGCCUGGACUUAACUCCAUCCACGAAAGAACUCGUGUCAAAAAUGGUAGACGGCGAAGAAGAAGAAGAGGAAGCAUUAUCUUCACCGCCCCCCGUUUAUCCGCAACGAGACCUGGUGCCGCUGAGAUUUCAAACUCCCAAACGCAAGUCGCUCUCCGAGCUACAUCUGAAAUCGUUCAAGGAAAAAUGUCUCUUCCACCAGAGCAUCAACUGCUGCUGCGCCCCGCAAGCCGAUCCGUCAAUCAUGAUCACCGGCUUCGGUUUGCGAAACGUCGACUCGGUACAGAGGGCCAUUCACGCACACGAAUUGGAAAAACAGGCCAGCAUGCCCGAAACGGUUGACGAAAUCGAGGAGGAGAAAACGUCGAAAUCCACCUCGCAAACGACCAGCUUCAAAUCGGAGACCGAAACGACCCAGACCGAGUCGCCGGCAGUUUCGAUCAUGAGCGUGGACAAGAAGUUGGAAUAUCUGUUGGGGAUCGAAACGCCGUUAGCGGAAGAACAUGCCCCAUUUAUUGCGCCCGAAAUUCAGGAAGAGAUGUCCAUCUACAUCAAGGAUGGGGCGGAAGGUAUGAGGCUGGCGCAAAGGUACUUGAGGACGCACAAGAUCUUCCAGUUCUUCAAGUUUCUGAUCUCGCUUUUGUUGAGUGAGAUGCCGGAAAACCCAAUAGAUUUUUUGCUGCAACUUUUAGACAAGUUGUUGCUGUACAGGUCUGGCAUAAGCAACCCCGUGGUACUUUUUGAGAAAAAACACAUUGAAGCACUGUUCAAUUUGAUGGAUAGGAUGAGGACUGGAUCUAUCGAUUUGCAACAGUAUAACAUAGGCAUGCAAACUUUGGGUAUUUGCAUAUACAACAAAAACCCUCCAAUGUCGGAAGAUUGCACGGUACCAAAGGAGUUCUUCAUCAACGAGGCUUAUGAGUGCCAAAUUGAUAUUUUAAACGAUCUCAUUUACGUGCACGACAAAUCUCACAAAGAUUACAAGCCUCCAUUGAUGUUAAAGACUCCACCUCCAUCACUACAAGGACAGAGUUACACAGAUUUCGGGGUUCCAACAGUUGUUAAUCCCAGCUUUUAUCAUUUCUUAAUCAAAACGAAGCCACAAGAAGUUGAAUCUUUGGGCACCCAAGGAUAAUGACAUGUAUUAAAUAUAUGCACACGUGCACUUGUAUAAUAAAAAGACUGAAUGUUUUUAA
Messenger RNA from Aethina tumida (small hive beetle), 1281 nucleotides. RefSeq lists its product as uncharacterized. The transcript is spliced from 4 exons. Bases 72 to 1220 code for a protein of 382 amino acids. The record is from RefSeq and is a predicted model, not a curated record. Lineage: Eukaryota; Metazoa; Arthropoda; Insecta; Coleoptera; Nitidulidae. Gene Ontology annotation, molecular function: calcium ion binding.